AGAACGAAGGAAGGAAGAAAGAAAGGACGAAAGGAAGGAACGAAAGGGAGUUGCAUGUCCAUGCAUACUCACGUCACUGGGCGGACGUCAUGAGACGCGCCUUGACGCCAGCAGCCGCCUGCGCCGCGCGUCGGUGGGAUUAGACAGGCAGACUGGUCGGAAGUCGCGGACUGACUGAGAGGAGGGAGGGAGAGCGUACACUGGGCAUCGGAAGUGAUUGAUUCUAGGUGCUGCUAAGUUGCGGUUUGAAGUUUUAAAGUGGAACUGGCGCGGUGGAAUUAAGGCUGUAGAGUUGGGUUUCGGUUCCUGUGUCUACAUUCGGAAAAAUGGUUGUGGGAGUUUUGCGGAAGGUCGUGUUAUGGGAGCGGAGUGGAGUUGUCCUCCAUUGGAACCGUUAGGCCUUGGUUCUGUCCUUGUUGUGGUUUGCAGAGCUGCCCGGAGCCACAGGGUUGCUUGGACUGGUACGAUGUGUUGAAAUGGAGCUCUGGUGUGUAGUUUGAAACUUUUUAUUUCGCGUUGGUGGAUCGGGAUUAGGAGCUUGCGGAGCUCAUUCGAUCUCGGAGUUGGCAGGUUGCUGUGUAGGUGAAUUUGAACAAGGGUACUUUUGAUUCGGUGGAAUCGUGCUUAUAGGGCUGAUUUUAUCUAGUGUGGAGGAUUGGUAAUCUUCCCUGUGAGUGUAAGCUGCGGGAGCUUAUUCAGGAACCUGUACUGUAUUUUAGGGGUUCAGUGGAAGUGGAAGACUGAAAGGAUCAGGAAACAACUUUUUGCAACGAUGGGCCUCAACACCAUUGUGCUGCUCUUUGUGAGUUUUUGUUCUUCUGCGGCUGCCCUUUGAGGGGCCAACGCUCCUAGUGUGCAUAGUUGAGCCUGCGGAUAUUCCUUUCCAUUGGUAGGAUUAGUGGGAACUUGAAGUCACCUCACUCAGUUGAGCUGGUACAACGAGGAUUGCCCGUGCUGCUACUGUGAACCCGAUGUUUUAUAGCAGUGUUUGUAUGGAAAAAUUUGUACGAAGUAGACAUUUAUAUUGUCGAGAUUUAUGGUAGUCGGAGGUUAAGUGCACCACGAGAUUCCUUACCCCCUAGUACGGCUGUUCUCCAGGCUGCCCAGCGAUCACGAGUUUAGAAAAAUCGGUUGGAAGAUGGAAGAUACGCAACAUGAGGAAUGGUUACGGGAUUAAAAUUUUGUCAAGAUCCGGUAUUAGGUGACAAGUAAGACUUAUAGUUUCUACUCUGACAUUGCAUUUGGAGAGAGUUGGUAAGAUCCCGUAAAACCAUCAGGAACAGUCCAUGUUCGUUUAGUCAUGGGGUUUGAAGACGAGGAGCCGUUCGGAGCGUCCUCUGGAGAGCAAAAGUAUGAGUCUGCUAUUCGCGCUAGGGCAGAAUUGGACCGAGACUUUUUAUGUCCAAUUUGCCUACAGACAAUGGAAGAUGCUUUCCUUACUCGCUGUGGGCACAGUUUUUGCUACUCAUGCAUUAUGACGCACUUGAACAAUAGGAGUAAUUGCCCUUGCUGUGCUGAGUACCUCACGAUCGACCUACUUAUGCCAAAUUUCCUUCUUACAAAGUUGAUGAAGAAAGCAUCCGCAUUCAAAAUGUUAAAGAAUGCCUCUCCAGCAGAUCCACUACUUCUUGCACUACAACAGGGGGCGGAUUUGCCUGCUAAUGAGCUGGAUUCCUUACUGCUACUCCUUAAUGAAAGGAAGCAAAAACUCGAGCGAGAGGAAGCGGAGUCAAACAUCGAAAUACUACUUGAUUUUUUGCAUCAUUCACAAUCACAGAAACAAGAAAAGUUGCAAGAGGUACAAAAUGAUCUUCAGUUUCUGAAAGAUGACAUAACCACAGUUGAGAGAAGGUUGCGCUGGCUUCUGUUGUCAAAGGAUAGACACAGCAAACGCGUACGUGAGGAGUCUCCGUUUUCUGAUUUAGAUACUCACACAAGAUCCGAUGACGCGAGCACUGGAGGCGCAGUAUCUGUAUGGCGAGGUGGGCAGGGUGGUGCGUAUACUCCAUACAGUGAAGAAGAGUUGUACAGAGUGGAGAAGCCAAGGAUGAGAAACGUGCCCUGCACUUCCGUUACCAAAGAUGUAGUAAAGGCUGGUGGGUUACUUGAAAAUGAUCCAUCGGUGGACUUUCAGGUUGAAUCUGGAGGUGUACAUAAAGUAGCUAAGAAGCGUAAAGUACUAGCACAGUUUGAGGAAUUGCAAGAUGCUUAUUUGUUGAGAAGACGACAAGUUGCUCUUAAGCAACGUCAGAAGCUGCAGCUGCAAGAAUCGGUUAAAGAAAAGGAAGUGUGCAGAGAUACAGAUAAACACGAUGAUGGUUUAGGUGACUUCGAGUCCAUGCUCAUGGCAUACACUCGCUACAGUCAACUUCGUGUUGUUGCGGAGCUUCAUCAUGGCGAUCUUUUUCAAACUUCCUCGAAUAUAGUGUCCAGCAUUGAUUUUGAUGGAGAUGAUGAGCUGUUUGCAACCGCGGGGGUUUCAAGACGAAUUAAAGUUUUUGAUUUCGCAACGGUUAUGAAUGACUUGACGGAUGUGCAUUGUCCUGUAGCGGAAUUCCCAACACGAUCCAAGCUAAGCUGUCUAAGCUGGAAUAAGUUUAACAAACCUCUCAUUGCUAGCAGCGACUAUGAAGGCAUUGUUACAGUAUGGGACAUCAACCGGAGUCAGAGUGUCAUGGAGUAUGAGGAGCACGAGAAGCGUGCCUGGAGUGUUGACUUUUCCCGGACGGAUCCUUCAAUGCUGGUCUCUGGAAGUGAUGAUGGCAAGGUUAAGCUUUGGUGCACUAAUCAGGAGGCUAGUGUUUUUAGUAUAGACAUGAAGGCCAACAUCUGCUGCGUUAAGUACAAUCCUGGUUCAAGCAACCAUAUUGCUAUUGGCUCAGCGGAUCAUCACAUAUACUACUAUGACUUGCGGAAUCCAAGUAACCCUCUCGUUGUAUUCAAGGGUCAUCGGAAAGCCGUAUCCUACGUGAAAUUCAUAUCUUCGAAUGAGCUGGCGUCAGCUUCUACUGACAGCACAUUGCGAUUGUGGGAUGUCCAGACAGAUUCUUGUGCACGAACAUUCAGAGGACAUACCAAUGAAAAGAAUUUUGUAGGUCUGACUGUAAAUAAUGACUACAUUGCUUGCGGCAGUGAAACGAAUGAGGUCGUUGUGUACCAUAAGGCAAUGUCGAAACCGUGUUCUUCUCAUAAAUUCGGCUCCCCAAACUCUGAAGAUAUUGAGGAUGACGGUUCCCACUUCAUAAGUGCAGUGUGCUGGAAGAGUGAGAGCCCGACCAUGUUGGCGGCCAACUCGCAGGGCAUAAUCAAGGUUCUUGUACUGGCAGCUUGAUUGAUUUUUAAAUGAUUUGAUUCAUACAAUAUAGUCGAACUUUUAGCAGAGAAACAGUGUGUGCAGUUGCGUUUAUAUCCUCUGAUGCAAUAGAAGCAGAUUUUUGCUUGGAUUUAUUCGCAUCGAUUCGUAAUCCAAGUUAUGAACCCCUUCACAACACCUCUGUGUUCUCUGGAUAUAUGACGCUCUAAACCUGAAGUUGAAUUCCGACGAAUUAUUCAAUGAUGGGGAUGUAUAUUUUUAUCACCAGAGAAAAAAGAAGUUAGCCCAAACAUGCCAAACCA
Molecule: messenger RNA, 3615 nt
Organism: Physcomitrium patens
Lineage: Eukaryota; Viridiplantae; Streptophyta; Bryopsida; Funariales; Funariaceae
Source: RefSeq, a predicted model, not a curated record